This is a messenger RNA of Aureobasidium namibiae CBS 147.97, 870 nucleotides long. RefSeq lists its product as uncharacterized. The record is from RefSeq and is a predicted model, not a curated record. Bases 1 to 870 code for a protein of 289 amino acids. NCBI's taxonomy places the organism in Eukaryota, Fungi, Ascomycota, Dothideomycetes, Dothideales, Saccotheciaceae. The transcript has 3 exons.
AUGGGCAUAUCGUCCUCCAAGUCGAGUACUAUCACCGUACGGCCGAGUGCUGCUGAUGCCGCACCUGCUGCUGCUGAGGAAGCCGCUGGCGAGAUAGAAGAGGAGAAGGUCACGGUAAUCAUACUUGGUCCUCGGUGGGUGCGUGACAAAAACACAGGGCAACAAUAUGUCGAAAAGAAUAGACGAAGAGACGACAUGCUUGAACGGCGUGGUGAAGUAACUCAUGUUCUACGUGAACAGGGCAAGAGAUUUUUCACGAGACACAAAGACGGAACUAUGCAAAUGGAUCCCAGACGGGCACCGAUUGGUACCUUUGACCUGCAACACCUAAUGCAGAGCUCAUCAAUCUCGGAUGAGCAGUCUCAUCGCUACAAAACACGACCUUCGCAGGCGGUUCGGGAGAGCAGACCAUCACUAGGCAUCGAAGAACUAUGGAAUCUGACAUCUGCGAACAUACAAGUUUUGGACGAUCAUCUACUGUCCGCUCAUCCGACGUUCUCCACGCCGCCCGAUAGACAGCAACCAUGGGUCCGUAUGGCCGUGUCCAAGAACACAGACGACAGCUUCCAAGCCAUGCUUCUCGAGCGCGGGAUACUUUUUGCCGAAACAAAAUGCUGUCAGAGCCCGUAUGAAGCAGUGUUGGAGAUGUUCGAGCACACAGGUACACUGGUUGCCAAAGUGCUGGCAGGAGAUGUGCGAGCAUUGAGAACUGGAGGCCAGAAGGAGGACGAGACUGUCAUGAGGUUGGAUCUGAUGCGGAGAAAGCCCGGAGAAAGUUUCGAGACGGCGUGUGAGCAGUGGACGGACGAGAAGGGACGAAGAAGAUCCAGUGCGCAAGAGCUCGAGAAGGAUGUCAUGAGGGGUGUCUGA